AUGAUACUCCACCACUUUACCACCUUCAUUGGCCUUCUCGCCCUCUCAUUGGCCACAGUCGCCUCCAAUUUACGAAACCUCGAAUACGGCGACCUCAAUUUCCUCCACACCACAGAUACUCAUGGCUGGUACCUGGGCCACUUGAACCAGAAGACGUAUAGUGGAGACUGGGGCGACUUUGUCUCUUUUGCACACCACUUGAAGGAAUUGGCUCAUGAGAAGGGGCACGAUCUUUUGCUUAUUGAUAGCGGAGACCGCCACGACGGGAAUGGCCUUUCUGAUAUCACUAGUCCCAAUGGUGCUAGGUCGCUUCCUAUCUUUAUCAAGCAGGACUACGACUUGUUGACUUUGGGCAACCAUGAGCUUUACCUUGCAGAGAACUCAGAGCAGGAGUACGAUAUAGUGGCUGCUCACUUUAAGGAGAACUACGUUAGCACGAACGUGGAGUACUUGGAGAAGGAUGAGUGGGUGCCGUUGGGGAAUAAGUAUAAGUACUUUAGGACUCCUAUUCACGGCACGAGGAUUUUGGCGCUUGGGUUUAUGUUUGAUUUUGCCAGGUAUAACGAGAAGACGAGGGUGACUUCAAUUGCUGAGGUUAUCCGGAAGGACUGGUUCCAGGAGAUUCUCGAUAAGUACCCUGCUGAGAGCGUGGACACCAUCGUGGUGGUUACACAUGUGCCUAUUACCAGGGACUGGAACGAGUUGGGUGUUUUGCAUGCCGAGUUGAGGACCCAUUACCCAGAAACGAAGAUUGAGUACUUUGGCGGGCACAGUCACAUUCGGGACUUUGUCGUGUAUGAUGAAAAGCUGGUGGCACUUCAGAGCGGCCGGUUCUGUGAAACUGUGGGCUUUUUAGGCGUCAAUUUGAAUUCCUCGUCGCUGGAGGCUUCCGAUACGUUUACCAGAAGGUACAUUGAUUUCAAUACUGAUCUGUUCUUGCACCAUACGAAGAAAGAGUCGCUUGAGGCGUUGGAGACAAAGAAAGGUAACCACGUCAAGCAAUUGAUCGCUGACGCUCGUAAAGAUUUGGGCUUGGAUGACGUUAUUGGCUAUGUCAACAAUUCAAACUACUAUAUGGACUACGUGCCCGUGUCUCAUCCCAAGAACCUCUUUAGGUUGCUUGCCAAAAAAGUACUUCCAACGCUUGAUGCCGAGGAAGGCGUCGAAACCAGUGACGAAAGGCUUAUCAUUAUUAACACUGGUUCGGUGAGGUACGAUUUGUACAAGGGCCCUUAUACUAUCGAUACUCACUACAUCGUCUCGCCAUUCCAGAAUCAGUGGGUCAAGGUGACUGUUCCAAAGUACAUCGCAAGGCAGAUUGCCCCACAGUUAAACAAGAAUGGGUACAUUUUGGCCCUGGCUGAAAAGCAAAACAAGGAGGUUCGUUCGCUUAAACCACCUCAUCAGACCGCCAGAGAUAUCAACAACAAGCGUAACCAGCAGCCAAUUGAUUUUGACGGGUUUGACGAAGAUUUGGAUGUACAUGUCACCAAGCUUAAAAAAGGGUAUGUGACGUACGAUGACUUUGGAAAUAAGGGUGACGAUACUCCUCACAAAGCUGUGAUCAACUACCCUAUUCCAAACGUCGUUCAGAGUGUUGAGCUUGACCAUACCGACCGUAGGGCUCCAGUGGAUGUGGUCUUUUACGAUUUUAUCACGCCAAACGUCAAAGAAGUCUUUGAACAGCUCGACUACCCAAUGCCAGAAGUGGAAUUCUACUCCAACCACUACUUGGGCAAGUUACUCAACGACUACGUUGCCAAGAAUGAAAUCUAG
Molecule: messenger RNA, 1776 nt
Organism: Candidozyma haemuli
Lineage: Eukaryota; Fungi; Ascomycota; Pichiomycetes; Serinales; Metschnikowiaceae
Exons: 1
Coding region: 1-1776 (591 amino acids)
Biological process (GO): nucleotide catabolic process
Cellular component (GO): cytosol
Molecular function (GO): hydrolase activity
Source: RefSeq, a predicted model, not a curated record